Molecule: messenger RNA, 2089 nt
Organism: Menidia menidia (Atlantic silverside)
Lineage: Eukaryota; Metazoa; Chordata; Actinopteri; Atheriniformes; Atherinopsidae
Source: the annotation of a GenBank genome assembly
AAGAAGGAGCGAGACGUUGGCACUGCACAAACGUAGGCGAAAGAAGAAGAACACGUGAUUCGCGCUAACUGGUAGCAAGAUGGCGGUGGUGGUGCGGAGUUUGCAAGACCAGCUCGAAAAAGCCAAGGAAAGCUUGAAAAAUGUGGAUGAUAAUAUCCGUAAACUCACCGGUCGUGAUCCAAAUGAAUCAAGACCCGGACAGUUCCGUAGGAUGAGCGGCCCCAUGGCAGCCCUGGGUGGAGGUAGGGGCAGAGGACUCAACCUACUCAGGCGUAGUCUCUCAGAGAUUGGAGGCGGCGGGGGCCCCCCUGCCAAGCAGAGAGACAUCGAGGGAGCUCUGUUGAGGCUGGCAGGGGACCAGAGGGCCCGGAGAGACGUGCGUCCCGACAGCGACGCCGAGGAUGAUGAUGAUGUCAAAAAGCCGGCGUUGCAGUCGUCUGUAGUCGCUACCUCCAAGGAGAGAACACGCCGAGAUCUCAUCCAGGAUCAGACCAUGGACGAGAAGGGCAAGCAGAGAAAUCGGCGCAUGUUCGGCCUGCUCAUGGGGACGCUGCAGAAGUUCAAACAGGAGUCGAACGUCUCUUCAGAGAAGCAAAAGCGGCGCUCGGAGAUCGAGCAGAAACUGGAAGUUCAAGCCGAGGCUGAGCGGAAGAAGGUGGAAAACGAAAAGAGAGAGCUGUUCGAAGAGAGGAGAGCCAAGCAGACGGAGCUCAGACUCCUGGAGCAGAAAGUAGAGCUGGCUCAGCUGCAGGAGGAGUGGAACGGCCACAACAGCCACCUGCUGAAAUACAUCCGCACCAAGACCAAGCCCCACAUCUUCUAUCUGCCCGGGAAGAUGUGCUCCGCCAGCCAGAAACUCUUCGACGACUCCACAAAGAAACUAAAUGCUGUGUUUGAGGAGAGGCGCGAGGCGUUUGCCGAGCACCUCAGCAAGAUGGAGGCUCGCCCUCGGCGGCAGCCGAACCGAGAACCGGACGGAAACCCGGCCAGGAAGGAGCGCCCGGCGGAGGGUAAGCCCCCAGGGCAGGCAGGUAAAAGGGGGGACGCAGACAUGGAGGAGGAGGAGGACGAGGAAGACGAGGAGGACAGGGAGAAGGAGGAGGAGGAGGACAGGAAGGUAGCGGAGGGGGGGGAGAGGGAGGAGAGGGAGGAGGGGGAGAAGGAAGAGGUGAAGAAAGACGAGGAGGAAGGGAUGGAGUCGAGUGAGAAGGGGGAGAAAGAGGAGAAGGAGGCCAGUCCAGAGAUAGAAGAGAUGGAGGUGCAGACAGGGCCAGAGAGGGAGGAGGCCAGUGUGGGGGGGGAGAAGGAGAAGGAAAAGGAGAAGGAGAAGGAGAAGGAGAAGGAGAAAGAGAAGCAGAAGGAGAAAGAAAAGGAGAAGGAUAAGAAGGAAAAGGAGAAAGAAAAGGAGAAGGAAAAGGCCAGUCAGGAGGAAACCCCAGACCCCGGAGACAAAACCAGCCCCCCUGAGACGCAGCAACCCGUUGCCCCCGACAACGACCAGCCGCUGGACCCCCCCGAGGAGGAGGCCCCGGGACCCCUAAAGGAGCCCGCCAACCCCGGGCCCAUUGAGGGGGGCGAGCCCCCUGCUGUGAAGGGGACCCCCGAGGAGGUGCCCCCCCAGAAAGACGAGCAGGGGGGGGGGGCCAAGGAGGGAGAGAACGGAGGCAGAGGGAGGAAGAAGGAAAAAGGCUCUAAGAAGCUGCUCCACAGCCGAAGCAGCAGCUCCUCCUCUUCCUCCUCCGGAUCCUCCUCCAGCGGCAGCUCCUCCUCCUCCUCCGGCUCCAGCCGCUCCUCCUCCUCCUCCUCUUCCUCGUCCUCCUCGUCCAAUGGCAGCAGCCGAACGAGCCGCACCCCCGACGGAGGCAGGAGGAAGAGGAGGCCGUCGGACAAAGGCCGGGACAAGAAGAAGAAGAAGGAGGAAGAGGAGAGGGGCGGACACAAGAGAGGAGGGAGUAGUGGAGGAGGAGGAGGGAGGGACUCGAAGGGGGCGAAGGAGAGGAGGAAGAGGAGGAGCGAGGAAGGGCGGGGCAGGGUCUCCCGGGGCGAUAGGGAGCAUAAGGAUAGAGACAGGAAGGACAAGAGACGAUAA